AUGGCUUUGGAGUCGCAAGAUGAAGUUCCAGAAGCAACCAAGUUUCGUACGACAGGUUUGGCUUAUGCUAUGAAGGUGGAGAUAUUGUUUAGAGAUAUAACUGCCACUAGGGAGGGAUCUUGGGCACCAUCCAUAGGGUUGGUUCCUAAUGAUAUUGGUUUCAUAGAUAGUGCAGAAGUAAUGCUUAAUGAAGAUGACAAUGUUGUAGAAGGUUUAGAUGUUUUGGAUGAUGAACCAAAUCUCAAUACACAUGGCAUUGAUGAUAUUCCUGCUGAUUUAGAUACGCAAGAUAAAGGAAAUAAGAAGUUUGGUCUUGCGGUUCAAUGUAAGAAAAGAAAGAAAGGAGUUGAAAUUGUUAGUCAACAUUUGAGUCGUAUUUGUGAUGUAAUAGAAAGUAAGAAUACAAUGACAUCUAAGAGCUACGAUAAGCCUGGAUGUAAUAUUGAAGAGGUCAUGGAUGUUGUUCGGGGGAUUGCUGAAAGAGAAAAUGACAUUGAUAUCCUUAAGUUUGCAACAGAGGUAUUUCUUAAGAGAUCACAUAGAGAGAUGUUUGUGACUAUUAAAGAGCCAUAG
Molecule: messenger RNA, 573 nt
Organism: Corylus avellana
Lineage: Eukaryota; Viridiplantae; Streptophyta; Magnoliopsida; Fagales; Betulaceae
Source: RefSeq, a predicted model, not a curated record